AUGGGCUGUCCGCGACAAGGACGAUUAUUUGUGGAAUUGCAGGAUUUUGCUUCCACGGGAUGUUAUUAUUCCCUUUCUUUCAAGACCAAAGACGAGCAUGUUCCAUCCCUAUUGACUUGUAUUGCCAUCCUCGACAUGAUUGUCCACGACAUAGGUGUUCCGCAUUGUGACUGCAGAUUUUGCGUUUCGCGUCCACCUUUGUCGUGCGGGGGAGUAUUGGAGAUAUCUUGCUCGGCCGCGGCCGCUGCCACUUCGGCCAACAUAUCUAGCGGAGUCUGGUUAGGGUUAGGGGUCUGCAUUGCUACAGAUCGUUCGACGAGAAAUUUCAUUAAGAUCAAGGAGAGUACUGCUAUCUCAAUCGCCAAAAGGAACAUUGCCAAAAUUCAAGCUUCAGAUUGUUUCCGUCACUACUUCAGAGGAAUGAUUCUCCCAUAUUCGACACAAUUCACUUGCCCUGUUAAAGAGAAUGGAUUCAGCUCUUCCUCACUACUCUCCGCCGUUUCUGCUUCUUCCCAUUGCAAAAGGAAUCGUUUUGAGGUCACUUCGUUGAGAUAUGACUGUUUCGCUUCCGUGAAGAUUGCCUCCUCGAAGAGGAAUGCUAUGAGGUCGAGAAGAAAUGUGAAAGCUUUUGGGUUGGUUGAUAAACUUGGGAAGAAGAUAUGGAGAGAAGAAGAAGAAAGUGACAGUGACAGUGAAGAUGAGGUCAAAAAAGACACCUCGAGCAAAAGGGGAGACGAGAAAGCAGGUCUGGAUGAUCCAGAAGAGAGACGAGAAUGGAGGAAGAAGAUAAGAGAGGUGAUUGACAAACAUCCUGAUAUCGAAGAGGAAGAGAUUGACCUUGUUGAGAAGAGGAGGAAGAUGCAGAAGCUUCUUGCUGAUUACCCACUUGUUGUGAACGAGGAGGAUCCUAACUGGCCUGAAGAUGCUGAUGGUUGGGGGUUUAGCUUCAAUCAGUUCUUCAAUAAGAUAACUAUCAAGAACGAAAAGAAAGACGAUGAUGAUGAUGACGAAGAUGAUGAUGGUGAGAAGGAGGUUGUGUGGCAAGAUGAUAACUACAUACGCCCGAUUAAAGAUCUCACCACUGCUGAAUGGGAGGAGGCGGUGUUCAAAGAUAUCAGUCCUCUCAUGGUUUUUGUUCACAACCGCUACAAAAGGCCAAAAGAGAAUGAAAGAUUCAGGGAAGAGAUAGAGAAGGCGGUGCAAGUAAUAUGGAACUGUGGACUUCCUUCACCAAGAUGUGUUGCUGUUGAUGCUGUGGUUGAGACAGAUUUGGUAUCUGCUCUGAAAGUAUCUGCGUUCCCAGAGAUCAUCUUCACUAAAGCCGGAAAGAUACUAUACCGUGAGAAAGGGACUAGAACAGCAGAUGAGCUCUCAAAAAUCAUGGCUUAUUUCUAUUAUGGAGCUGCAAAGCCACCUUGUUUGAAUGGUAUCGAUAGUUCUCAAGAACAGAUUCCUUCAGUCGAUGUAAGUGUCGAUUAA
This is a messenger RNA of Microthlaspi erraticum, 1479 nucleotides long. The record is from the annotation of a GenBank genome assembly. NCBI's taxonomy places the organism in Eukaryota, Viridiplantae, Streptophyta, Magnoliopsida, Brassicales, Brassicaceae.